Messenger RNA from Platichthys flesus (European flounder), 3995 nucleotides. Its product is annotated as cadherin-4-like. Gene Ontology annotation, molecular function: cadherin binding; calcium ion binding. Gene Ontology annotation, biological process: calcium-dependent cell-cell adhesion; adherens junction organization; homophilic cell-cell adhesion. Lineage: Eukaryota; Metazoa; Chordata; Actinopteri; Pleuronectiformes; Pleuronectidae. Gene Ontology annotation, cellular component: plasma membrane; catenin complex; adherens junction. The coding region runs from base 345 to 3155 and encodes 936 amino acids. The record is from RefSeq and is a predicted model, not a curated record. The transcript is spliced from 17 exons.
GGCUCUACCGAGUGUUGCUUUAAGUGCGUGUGGGGAGUUUUCCUGCACGGGGGCGAGAGGAGGGGUUGGAGAGUGACGCUGGCUGCGCCUUGGUGCCGAGCGGAGCGCUCACCUGCGGAUGAGAGAGCCGGGGAAACUCGGGGCAGAGCUGCAGCACAACGCACGGAGCACCGACAGGGGGACGUUACAGGAGAGACUGACCGAGGAGAGAGCAGGGGGGAAUACCAGCAGCAGCAGCAGCAGCAGCACCGGAGGAGAAGAAUUUACGAACCGACCCCUCUUUUCUUUUUUCUUCUGGCUCCCCGUCCAGCACGCAGCCCCCUGACGCGCGUACACCCGCCACCAUGAGAGCUGACUUCGCUCUGGUCCUGACAGCGGCGCUUCUCCUGGACACGUUCGGGAGGAGUAAUGCGGAGCGUGCUCUCAGAGGUCCCUGCCGACCUGGCUUCUCUCAGAGCUUCUACUCGGUGCUGAUUUCAAGGGAUGUACUGCAAGGCCAGGGCAUACUCAAAGAUGCCGCAGUUUCACCGCAGAAAGUGAAGUUUGACGACUGCACGGGGAAUGAAGCUGUGGUUUUUCGGAGCAGUGACCCCAUCUUCAGCGUGCGGACAGAUGGGUCCAUCUACGCCCGGGGAGCGGGGGCCAGCCUAGAUGAACCGGUCCAGUUUAAACUGACAGCCAGUGGUCCGCAGGCGCACGUCUGGGAGACUGUGGUCCAACUGGCGCUGAUUGACCCGCCGCCACCGUCCCCUCCACAAAAUGAGAAUGAGGUCACAAAGCAAGAUGGAGAGGACGCCGAGAGAAAGGAGAAGAACGGCGCGUUCCAGGUCCCGCCUCCUGUCAUCAUGUUCUCGGCGACUGGCCGGAACGGCUCCAAGGGUCUGCGGCGGCAGAAGAGGGACUGGGUGAUCCCGCCAAUCAACGUGGCGGAGAACUCUCGAGGACCGUUCCCUCAGAUGCUCGUCAGCAUUCGCUCCGACCAGGACCAGGACAUCUCGAUCCGAUACAGCAUCACUGGGGUGGGAGCGGAUCAACCGCCCAAUGAGGUGUUCAGCAUCGACCCCGUGGUCGGGAAGAUGUUCGUCACCAAACCUCUAGAUCGAGAACAUCGCUCGUCUUACCACUUGCGUGCCCACGCUGUGGACAUGAAUGGGAACCAGGUGGAGAACCCCAUCGAUCUGUACAUCUUCGUCAUCGACAUGAACGACAACAGACCUGAGUUUAAAAACCAGGUCUACAAUGGCUCCGUGGACGAAGGCUCGAAACCAGGAACAUAUGUGAUGCACCUGGCGGCGUUCGAUGCGGACGACAACACCACGGCUAACGGGAUGGUGCGCUAUCGGAUCCUGUCCCAGACGCCCCACAGCCCCAUUCCCAACAUGUUCACCAUCAACAGCGAGACGGGGGACAUCGUGACGGUGGCGCCUGGUCUUGAUCGAGAGAAAGUGUCCCAGUACACCAUCAUCGUGCAGGCCACGGACAUGGAGGGCAACCUGAACUUCGGCCUCUCCAACACGGCCACCGCCAUCAUCACGGUCACCGACAUCAACGACAACCCGCCCAUGUUGACCUCCAGGACUUUCUCCGGUGAGGUCCCGGAGAAUCGAGUGGACGUGGUGGUGGCUAACCUGACGGUGAUCGACGCCGACCAGCCACACUCGCCAAACUGGAACGCCAUUUACCGAAUCAUGAGCGGCGACCCGUCCGGGCACUUCACUAUCCGCACUGACCCCGUCACCAACGACGGCAUGGUCACUGUGGUUAAGCCUGUGGACUUUGAGAUGAACCGGGCCUUCAUGCUGACCGUGGUGGUGUCCAACCAGGCCCACCUGGCCAACGGCAUUCAGUCCUCGCUCCAGUCCACCGCUGGGGUCACCAUAUCUGUCCAGGAUGUCAACGAACCCCCUUAUUUCCCCACAAACCCCAAACCCAUCCGCUUCGAGGAGGGCGUCCCCGCGGGCACCAGCCUGACGACCUUCUCAGCCUCAGAUCCCGACCGGCUACAGAUGCAGCAGAUAAUCAGGUAUUCGAAGCUGAAUGACCCGGCGGACUGGUUGUCCAUCAACAGAACCAAUGGUCAGAUAGUAACCACGGCGAUGCUGGACCGGGAGUCCAUCUACGUCAAGAACAACGUGUACGAGGCCACGUUCCUGGCAACAGAUAAUGGCUCGCCUGCAGCCAGUGGCACGGGCACGUUGCAGAUCUACCUGAUAGAUAUUAAUGACAACCCUCCAGCGCUCCUGCCCAGGGAGUCUCAGAUCUGCGAGAGGAUGAACAGGAACGUCAAAGGUGUCAACAUCACUGCCGCUGACGCCGACACUGACCCCAACGCCGGACCCUUUGUCUUUGAGCUGCCCAACUUCCCCAGCAGCAUCCGACGCAACUGGACAAUUUCCCGGAUCAGUGGCAACUACGCCCGUCUGGGUCUGCGGUACAAUAUCUAUUUAGAGCCCGGGGUGUACGAGGUCCCUGUGAUCGUGUCGGACUCGGGGAACCCUCCACUGUCCAACAGGUCGCUCAUCAAAGUGAAGGUGUGUCCCUGCGAUGAAAACGGAGACUGCACCACACUCGGCGCCGUGGCAGCCGCUGGCCUGGGAACCGGCGCCAUCAUCUCCAUCCUGAUCUGCAUCAUCAUACUGCUCACCAUGGUGCUGUUGUUCGUGAUGUGGAUCAAGCGCCGAGAGAAGGAGAGGCAGACGAAGCAGCUGCUGAUUGACCCUGAAGACGACGUCAGGGACAACAUCCUCAAAUACGACGAGGAGGGAGGAGGAGAGGAGGACCAGGACUAUGACCUGAGCCAGCUGCAGCAGCCCGACUCCUUGGAGCACAUCAUCAGCAAGCCGCCCGGUGUCCGCAGGGUGGACGAGCGUCCCAUAAUCCCCGAGUCCCAGUAUCCAAUUAGACCUGUCGUGCCCCAUCCUGGAGACAUCGGGGACUUCAUCCACGAGGGUCUGCGAGCAGCAGACAACGACCCCACCGCCCCCCCCUACGACUCCCUGCUGGUGUUCGACUACGAGGGCAGCGGCUCCACCGCCGGCUCCGUCAGCUCGCUCAACUCCUCCAGCACGGGGGACCAGGACUAUGACUACCUCAACGACUGGGGCCCGCGCUUCAAGAAGCUGGCCGACAUGUACGGCGGCGGGGACGAAGAUUAAACCGGCCCCGGGGUCACACAGGCGCACGCAUACACGCACACACACACACACGCUCGUCCCGUCAGCUGGCCUGCCACACCCUGUCCCUCUCACACAAGGGGCUACAACACCCUUAUUGGUAACAAAUGACUUGCUCACACUGACCAACCAACCAAUCGAAAUUACCCACCAACAGAGGACCGGCCCCCGUGAGUCGGUUUCUCUUCUCAGCCGCCACCCGCUCGAAAGUCUUAGACUGAAACCGAAGCUCUGAAUCGCAGGCUUCUAGAGUUUGUCUCCGUGAACUCUCGCGUUUCAGUUUAGGUUUGAUGCCGGAUGUCGGUUUCAGUAACUUCUUUGUCUGGUUUUUGUUUUUCCUUUUGGUUCCUGCAGCUUUUUUUUCUUUUUCUGUCCUCACUCCCUUUUGAUUCAAGUCGAUUCCUGAGGGUUUUCACUUUUCCCUUCGCUGUCGGCCCCCCUGCCUGCCUCUCUCUGCAGAAGCUUUAGGUUCAGCCCCUUGCUUUGUCUGAGAGGAACAAAAGGAAGAGAGAAAAAAAGAUGAAGAAGAAGAAGAAGAAGAUGAAGAAGAAGAAGAAGAAGAAGAAGAAGAAGAAGAAGAAGAACGUGGAUGUGACAGUCCUUCCUGCGCGGAGGGCCCUGGUUUAUUCUUUCUUGAACUUGAAUUACUUAGAACAGAAGCACUGUUGUUUAAAAAGUGCCUUCAGUGGUGCGUAUUUUAUCAGACUCCCGCUAACUCAGGAUUGGUUGCCAUUUCUGGGCUCACAUGCCCCUAUACGACCCCUGACCCUUUAACUCCGCCCCUUUUCCCUCGACUGUCCUGUCGUCCUGCAGCGCUGUGGC